AUGAAUAAAAUUCUUAAUGACGCAGAAAUUUGUCUUUUGGUUAAUAAUUGGGAUGAAAGCGGAGACGAUUUUGAAUUGUCUGAUGACGAUAAUGAAUUAUUUAUCAAUGAAGAUCAUACUAGUAAAGAACAUCCUCUAUUUGACCCAGACUUAAUUGAUAUAGAUAGUUUACCAAUUGAAUUUGGCGAUGAAGGUGAGUAUAUUCUUAUCCCUCAAAACGUACAUCUUACAAGUAAUAUUCAACAAAAUACAUUUCCUACUCCAGUGUCUUAUAAUUUAUGUUCAUCUGAUAUACAGUCUACAGCAGAAUCGCAUGUAACUAAAACUUUUCGUCCAACUUUUUUGCUUAAUUCUGAAUUAUGUAUGACUGACAAGAAUCCUACACAAAAAAAUCCAAAAAAAACUGUAGAAUUCCAAAACCUAAAAUGGAAAAAUGGUAAUUUAGUAAACGAACCUCAAUUAAUCACACAUAAUGAAAAUAUGUUGCCCAUUAAUAUUACAGAACUUACUACCCCAUAUCAAUUCUUCACAUAUUUUUUCAAUGACGAUUUUCUCACUAAUAUUAAAUAUGAAACUGAACUCUUCGCUACACAGAUAAAUGUAAAUAAAGCAUUUACGGAUUCAAUAAACGAGCUCAAAAGGUAUAUAGGCAUUUUGAUUUAUAAUUCAAUUUGUGUAAUCCCAAAUGUUAGAGACUAUUGGAGCGACCAUUUAGGUAUUUCUCAUAUUUAUAAAUCGUUAAGUCAAAAACGUUUCGAAGAAAUCCGUAGAUAUCUACAUUUCAAUGAUAACAGUAAAAUUUUAGAUAAACAACAUCCAAAUUUUGAUCGAUUACAUAAAAUACGUCCACUUAUUGACUAUUUAAAUGAUAAAUUUAAUUCAAUUCCGUAUCCAAGGGACUUAUUGCUCGACGAACAAAUACGAGUAUGUGCAACAAAAGCACGAAGUUAUUUAAAAAAAUAUAUGCCGGCUAAACCACACAAAUGGGGGUUUGAAUUCUUUGUCUUGUGUGAUUCGAAAGGAUUUUCUUACCAUUUUGAAAUUUAUUCAGGCCAAGAAAAUGAUAGUAGAUUUCGUUUACCACACGAGCCUGAUCUUGGUGCUAGCUCAAAUAUAGUAGUACGGCUCACCAGAAAUAUUGAACGUAAUAAAAAUCAUAGAAUUUAUUUCGAUAAUUUUUAUACUAGUAUUCCUUUAGCUGCGUACCUAAAGCAGAAUAGAAUAUUGUGCUUAGGGACAAUCAGGAAAGAUCGCUUACCAAAUAAUAAAAUUCCAGAUGAAAGAACAAUAAAAAAUGACCCGCGGGGAAAAUCUUAUGAAUAUUUAACUGUAUAUGAAAACACACCAAUUUCUGUAACUUCCUGGAAAGAUAACAAACAAGUGAACUUAUUAUCGACAUACUGUGGAAUACUACCAAUGCAAUCUGCAAAAAGAUUCGACAAAAAAUUUAAAAAAAAAAUUGAUAUCGACUGUCCAAACAUUAUAAAAGAAUACAAUCGAUUCAUGCGUGGGGUGGACCUAUUAGACAAAUGGCGAAAAACUUUAGCUCAUACUUUGACUAAUAUUGGUAAUGUCCAGACUCCGACUAGAGGACGGCCGUGUUUGGAAAAAGAUAUAAAUAAGAAAAAUAGAACAAGACCAACCCCUCUGCCUUCUCAAGAUGUAAGGAAAGACUGUAUUGGCCAUUGGCCGGAUUCAGUAGAAAAAAAAGGACGAUGCAAACAUCCUAAUUGUAGUGGUUACACAUAUUUUAAAUCAAAAAAGCAAACCAAGGGCGCCAAGAAGAAAACCAAUCAAUUUGGAAGUUCACAGAGUUAUUCAGUUUAA
This is a messenger RNA of Diuraphis noxia (Russian wheat aphid), 1827 nucleotides long. Its product is annotated as piggyBac transposable element-derived protein 3-like. The record is from RefSeq and is a predicted model, not a curated record. NCBI's taxonomy places the organism in Eukaryota, Metazoa, Arthropoda, Insecta, Hemiptera, Aphididae.